Drosophila navojoa is the source of this 4358-nucleotide messenger RNA. It is a transcript of the gene Ranbp21, whose product is annotated as exportin-5-like protein Ranbp21. Gene Ontology annotation, molecular function: small GTPase binding; nuclear export signal receptor activity; RNA binding. Gene Ontology annotation, biological process: protein export from nucleus; RNA export from nucleus. The record is from RefSeq and is a predicted model, not a curated record. Gene Ontology annotation, cellular component: RNA nuclear export complex; nucleus; cytoplasm. NCBI's taxonomy places the organism in Eukaryota, Metazoa, Arthropoda, Insecta, Diptera, Drosophilidae.
UUGCUAUCGACUCAGCAUGCUGCGUUCCUUGCACAGAAACGUAGCCCCUCGAAAAAAGACAUAGUAUUUCAAAUAGCUCAAAUCAUUUCAAAUGUGAACACACAUUAAAUUUUAAAUGAGACUUCUGCUUUGGCGAUAAAUGCGAAUUUGAAUGAAAUACCAACUAAUAGGAAAUAACAGUUGGAAAGAACGCAGCCGACAUACGAACUCAACGAGAGCCAAGCAAGCAACACUAAUCGCAAUCGCAUGCGACGUCUGGGGGCCCUAACCGCAUUGGCGAAAAAAUUCCGCACAACAGCAACAGCAGCAACACACAAAAAUCGAAAGUACACACACGCGCGCGCAACAGAGGCGGCGGCCAAGCCAAGGAGGAGCAGCAGCAGGCAGCAUAAAACGAUUCGGCAUUAAUUUAUUUAUUUUUGCUUUGAAUACCGGCAAACCGGGUGAAGAUCGAGGGAAUUAAGAAGCAAACUCGUGGAGGAUGGCCCAGCAUGGGGUUACGGAGGCUCUAGCCGCAGAGCUGGCGAAAGCCGUGGACCUGAUAAUGCAUCCAAUGACCGUACACCAGGCACGGCUCGAAGCUUAUAUGGCCUGCGAGCGUUUCAAGGAGGAGUCACCUCUGUGCGCCCAGGUGGGACUCUAUUUGGCCAGCUCGGCUCAGUUCAAUCAGGAGGUGCGGCACUUCGGCCUACAGCUAAUCGAGUACACAAUCAAAUUCAAAUGGAAUUGCAUAACACACGAGGAGAAAGUGUACAUUAAGGAUAAUGCCAUCAAGAUGCUAAAUUUGGGUGUUGGCCCAGCCGAGGAUCGCACGCUGUUGCAUUUAAAGGACGCUCUCUCGCGCAUCAUUGUCGAGAUGAUCAAGCGUGAAUGGCCCCAACAGUGGUCAGAUCUGUUGCCCGAACUGUCGCAGGCUUGCACCAAUGGUGAGGCUCAAACGGAGCUAGUUUUGUUGGUCUUCUUGCGCUUGGUUGAGGACGUGGCGCUGCUCCAGACAAUCGAAUCGAAUCAGCGACGCAAGGACAUGUAUCAGGCACUCAACAACAACAUGAAUGAUAUAUUUGAGUUCUUUCUGCGUCUGAUCGAACAGCAUGUGACCGCAUUCCGGGAAACAACCCGUUUGGGCAACUAUCACAAGGCGAAUGCCCACAGCCGAGUCGUUGAGACGGUGCUGCUGACGCUGAGCGGCUUUGUGGAGUGGGUCAGCAUCAAUCACAUCAUGUCGAGCAACGGAAAACUGAUGCAUUUCCUUUGCAUACUCCUGAAUGAUAAAGCAUUCCAAUGCAAUGCUGCCGAAUGUCUCGCACAAAUCACAAAUCGUAAGGGCCAGACAAAGGAGCGCAAACCCCUGCUCCAGCUGUAUGGCGAGGAGCCCUUACGGUACAUCUACACGGCCACCCAAAUGCAGGUGGACACCAGCAGUGCACAGGCCAUCGAACAGCACCAUAAUUUCCUCAAGAAACUCAUUCAAGUGCUGAACGGCAUGGUGCAACAAUUGGUUGCGCUGUGGGGCAAGGACGAGGGCACCCAGCGACCGGCACAAUUGAAUGUAAUGUUUGAAUGUCUGCUACUGCUCGCCCAGCAUCCAUCGCUGACUGUGGCACAUGGAGCCACCCUGAUUUGGCAGCUGCUGCUGAAGCACGACGGCUGCUCCAAGGACUACCUGAUGGUCAACUACAUUCCCAAGCUAAUACAAACCAUUGCGCCGCGCAUUGUCAAGAUAUCGUAUCCAAGCCAACAAUCGGAUGGAGUCACCCAAGUCCUGCUGCCCAACAGCACUGAGGCCUACAUACGCAUGGAGUACGACAGCGAGGAGGAAUUUGCCAUAUACUUCUUUCGCUGUCGCACCGACUUCCUCGAGAUCUUUCGGCAGGCAACGCUGGUGCAGCCAUUGAUAACGUACGGCUAUUGCGAGCAGUGGCUGCAGAUGCGACUGCGCAACGCUCACACGGAACAGGAAAUGUCGAACAUGAGUUGCAGUGUACUCGAUCCCAUUUACUUGGAGUGGGAUGCGUUGGUCUGUGUCCUGGAUGGUGUACUUAGUCGCAUUUUGAUGGUGUCCGAGCGGCCAGCUGUCGCGGGCGGCCUUCGUUUGCUGGAGGAGUGCCUCAAGCUGGAAACAUCAAAUCCAUUAAUCUAUUCCAUUUUAUUAUCUUGCAUAUCAGCGCUGUUUGUGUUCCUCAGCAUGUCCUCGUGCCAACUGACGCCCAACAAUUGUGUGGCCAUGAGUGGUGUGACGCUCCUGCCCCGUGUCCUGGACAAGAUCUUCCGCGCAUUGGUUCUGAAGCCACCCAAUGAGCUAGAGAAGGUGCAACAGAAGUCCGCUAAGAAUUUGCGUCGACAUGCUGCCUCGUUGCUGGUCAAACUGGCACACAAGUAUCCACUGCUCUUGCUGCCCGUUUUCGAGCAGAUCAACAAUCACGUGGAGUGCCUGCUUAAGGAGCCGUCGUCGCCUCAUCUGUGCCGAAUGAUGCGCACCACGCUGCAGGAGGCGCUCAUCCUAAUCUCGAAUCAUUUCUGUGACUUUGAGCGUCAGACGCUCUUCAUCGAGCACAUCAUCCAGCAGAAGCGCUCGGAGUGGCUCAGCUUUGGCGAUGUAUUCAAAUCCCCGCUGGAGUUCAUGCGUUUCGUUGGAUUGGACAAGCCGCCCGUCUACGAUAUUGACCGUGAUCCCUCCGUUGUGCAACGUUCGCGGAUUCUGGAUGCUCUGCAUGUGGUCCUGGGUGUCGUUAAACGGUGCACCUGGCCCGAUGAUCCGGAUCGCGCCCAGCGCGGUGGCUUUGUCAUUGGCUGCACAGAUCUGGGCAAUCCCAUCUGCAGGAAUCCGGCAACGAAGCAUGUGGUGCCGCUGCUCUCGCACGUGCUUAGCCUGAUGCGUGUUCUGAAUGAGCUCUUCCGGCCGGAGGCAUUGGCUGCUCUCUCCGAGGGCUAUCGCAAUAUUCACGGCAUGCUGGAGCAUGAGAAGAAGCUGCUGAUGGGCAUAUGCGCCAUACCCGCUGAUCCCCUGGACCCGACCAUCAAAUCGGAACCAACCGCCUUCGAGAAGAUGCAAACCUUCAUGACUGUGGUCAGCGAGGGCUGCUAUCAUUUGAUGGGUUCGGCGGGUCCGUCUCUCGGACGUGAUCUCUACCAGCUGGUGGGUUUGUCCGAUGCCAUAAUCAGCAAUGUGUUCAGCUGCUUGGACAUCAUACCCGAUUAUCGUAUGCGACCCAUAAUCCGAGUAUUCUUUAAGCCAUUCGUCUACUCGUGCCCGCCCAGCUUCUAUGAGUCGGUGCUGGUGCCGCUCUUCGCUCAUCUGACUCCGCUCAUGUGCGAGCGGCUGACACGUCGCUGGAUCUACAUCUCGUCACUGUACGAGUCGGGGCAGCUGAAUGGCGAGGUGAACGACACACAGGAGGUGCUCGAGGAUCAGCUGAAUCGGACACUCACACGCGAAUAUCUCGAUGUGCUAAAGAUCGCCUUGGUGGGCGGUCAAAUCGGUGCGGAUCAUGUGAAUGCGGCUGGUGGUGCCAACGUGGUGGCAAUGGAGAACGAGGAGCACUCCAUGGACAGUGUACCACAGUCGCGUGCCUCGCAAUCCGCCCUGCUCUCGGACACCAUCAGCGAUCUGGGUGGCCAGCUGCUGCGCAAUGGCAUGAUCGGCAACUACAUCCUGAUGACACUGCUGAAGGCGAUCGCCUGGAACGAUGGCAUGUGCAGCAUGAAGGCUGUGAAUAUAGCGGCGCCCGUCAUGCGCUUUCUCGCCGCCGAGCAGCUGAUGGAUGAGAAUAAGGCCGUGAGUGCCUUUACAGCGGUGCUGCAGGGCAUGCAGGUGCAUGGCCAGCAUGAGGCGAAUCAAUCCGGAUUGAUAACACUCGGCGUUCAGUUCUAUGAACUGCUGCGUCCGAAAUUCCCAGUGCUCAGCGAAGUUUUGCAGCACAUUCCAAGCGUCAAUGCGGCGGAUGUGCAAAAGUUCGAUGAAAAGGUCGCGGUGGCUCCCGUCAAGGGCAACAAGGUGGAUCGCGCCAAAAAGGACAUAUUCAAGAAGCUGACCGCCCAGCUAGUGGGACGCAGCGUCAAUCAAUUGUUCCGGCACGAGGUGCAAAUCGCCAACUUGCCACCGAUGCAGUCAAAUCAAAAGCAAAUCAACUCAACCAGCGUCGACAUCAUGGACAGCAAUCAGAAUGCCAAUCUGAGCAAGCUGUUCCACACCGAAAAGUGACAGGCGGCGACGACGACGACGACGACUCGAUGCCGAUGCCGAUAAUAAUGAUCGACGGAUCGAUAAUCGAUAAUCGAUGUUGCCCAUGCCGUCCCGCCGCGGCGACGACUGAAAGUAAAUUAAUUGUAAACUAGUUAGGCAGCAUUAGCUGCAGCAG